GCAUUUCAAUUUUCGUCGGUUGCGAAUUGAGAGGAGGAAGUUGGAUAGGUUUCCGGUGCCUCUCUCUCUCUGAGCUUGUUCUCUUCCCGAGUCUGUCGCUGUUGAGGAGAGCGAGAGGUUCCGCCCGCCUCUCUCGUCCUGCCGCCGCGAUGGGCUGUACGUUGAGCGCCGAGGAUAAGGCGGCCGCUGAGCGGAGCCGCAUGAUAGACCGCAACCUGCGCGAAGACGGCGAAAAAGCUGCCAAAGAGGUGAAACUGCUUCUACUCGGUGCUGGAGAAUCUGGUAAAAGUACCAUUGUGAAGCAGAUGAAAAUCAUACAUGAGGAUGGCUAUUCAGAGGAAGAAUGCAAACAGUAUAAAGUGGUUGUCUAUAGCAAUACUAUCCAAUCUAUCAUUGCAAUAAUAAGAGCAAUGGGAAGACUAAAGAUAGACUUUGGUGAAGUUGCCAGAGCUGAUGAUGCCCGCCAGUUGUUUGUACUAGCUGGAAGUGCAGAAGAGGGAGUCAUGACUCCUGAACUAGCAGGAGUGAUUAAACGGUUAUGGAGAGAUCCUGGGGUUCAAGCAUGUUUCAGCAGAUCAAGAGAAUAUCAGCUUAAUGAUUCUGCAUCCUACUACCUUAAUGACUUGGACAGAAUUUCUCAGCAGAGCUACAUUCCAACUCAGCAAGAUGUUCUACGGACCAGAGUGAAAACAACAGGCAUUGUAGAAACACACUUCACCUUCAAGGACUUGUACUUCAAGAUGUUUGAUGUUGGUGGUCAGCGUUCAGAACGUAAGAAAUGGAUUCACUGCUUUGAAGGAGUAACAGCAAUUAUAUUCUGUGUAGCGCUCAGUGAUUAUGACCUUGUCCUUGCUGAGGACGAAGAAAUGAAUCGUAUGCAUGAGAGUAUGAAACUCUUCGACAGCAUUUGUAACAACAAAUGGUUCACAGAUACAUCAAUCAUCCUUUUCCUGAACAAGAAAGAUCUGUUUGAGGAAAAGAUAAGGAGGAGUCCACUAACAAUUUGCUACCCAGAAUACCCAGGUUCUAAUACAUAUGAAGAGGCAGCUGCAUACAUUCAGUGCCAGUUUGAAGACCUGAACCGAAGAAAAGACACCAAGGAAAUAUACACUCAUUUCACCUGUGCCACUGACACAAAGAAUGUGCAAUUUGUUUUUGAUGCUGUUACAGAUGUUAUAAUUAAAAACAACCUGAAGGAAUGUGGACUCUACUAAAAAGAGAGUGACAGUGAAAAGAUGUGGCGUUUUGAGAACUGGACUGUUUGCUGCCUUGUGGGACAGCUGCAAGCAUGAACAGGACCAGGGAAUGAAAACAGCAUGCAAAAUCCUUGCAUUCUUUAGCACAAUCUUCUGUACUAGGGACCUUUUUAUUGAUAAUGGGAUGCGGAUGUUAGAUUCCAAAAAUGGAACUACUGUUAAGUGUGAUUUUUUUGAUCAUGCAGGCAUCAUAUGGAUUGCAUAGUCUCAAAUGUGUACAGCUGUUACGAAGUUGAGAUCCCUGAUCUUCAAUAUGUAGCUUUCUUUCUUUAAUAAGCCACUGCUGCUGUUUUAAAGGUUUUUCCAUCAAAACUAUAUCUUUACUAAAUUUUAUUUCCUUAUUUGCAAACUUGUUUUAAAAACAAACAAACAAAAAUACUUAACUAUGCACAUGAUGUGACCAGAUCAUGCAGAAAGUAUUCCUCUUAGCAGGAACCUUUUGUUUUUAAGACUUGGUAUGGUCAGAACUUGAUAUUACUGCUACUACUUAAAAGGGCCUUAGGAUUCUUAUGGCUAAAGCUAUGGCUUCUUCUAAUGUAUAAUCUGUUACGAGUCUGCUACAUACACUGUAAAGUGCUCCAAUCCCCCCAGGUAGAUUUCCUGUCGCAGGGUAACAAGUCUUGUUUGACUUAGAGUUGGAGGAGUGGGUUAGCCUGGGUUAUGCUGAGUACCAAAUCACUGAGUGUGCUACUGAUGUAGCAGGUGGAAUUCUUAUAUUAAAUGCUUAAUUAGCUUCUAGGUAAAAAGAUGAAUUGUAAAAUUACAAACUGGAGGGGGAAGAGAGUGCUACAAAGCUACUUAAUCAACCACUUAAUUGUUUGUGUGUGUGUGUUUGGUCUUAAACCAGUGGGAAGUUUUGUAGAUGGUGCAAUUUGUUCUGCAUUUCCCAGGGCCUUUAUCAUUGGAGAUUUCAAAAAUGUAUCAAAAGGAUGCUUUUACUUUGUAAAUGUGGUGCCAAGUUCCUAUUUGCCAUUGUUUUUACUGUAGUGAUGUUAUUAACCAGAGUCUGUACAUUUAUUUGCUGAAACCAUUACACUGACUCUUUUCUAAUUUGUCAUGUACAGUUUCAACCAGUUGUAGUCAUUGGCAAUAUUAAAAUGGUGAGUUAAAAAUCUU
Rhineura floridana is the source of this 2372-nucleotide messenger RNA. It is a transcript of the gene GNAI3, whose product is annotated as G protein subunit alpha i3. Gene Ontology annotation, cellular component: heterotrimeric G-protein complex. NCBI's taxonomy places the organism in Eukaryota, Metazoa, Chordata, Lepidosauria, Squamata, Rhineuridae. The record is from RefSeq and is a predicted model, not a curated record. Gene Ontology annotation, molecular function: GTP binding; GTPase activity; G-protein beta/gamma-subunit complex binding. The transcript is spliced from 9 exons. Gene Ontology annotation, biological process: adenylate cyclase-modulating G protein-coupled receptor signaling pathway. The coding region runs from base 150 to 1214 and encodes 354 amino acids.